Helianthus annuus (common sunflower) is the source of this 1092-nucleotide messenger RNA. Its product is annotated as protein FAR1-RELATED SEQUENCE 12-like. Lineage: Eukaryota; Viridiplantae; Streptophyta; Magnoliopsida; Asterales; Asteraceae. The record is from RefSeq and is a predicted model, not a curated record. Gene Ontology annotation, biological process: regulation of DNA-templated transcription. Bases 1 to 1092 code for a protein of 363 amino acids. The transcript has 5 exons.
AUGGCUUCGAACACCCUUGCUGAUGGUGGAGAUGAUGCACCUAAUUACCAAUUACAUGGUGUUGAACAAGUCUCUCCAAACACUGGAACAAAGAGAUAUAUUCCAGAUUCACCCUCUUCGUUGACGCCAGCAGAGGGAAUGUUAUUCGACACAGUUGAUGACGCGUAUAACUUUUAUAAAACUUACGCAGAAGCGGGAGGUUGGAUUGAGGGUCAAAAAGACUUUCGACCGGUCGAUACCUUAGUCGAACAGCCGUCUGAUAGGUGGGUAUGUAGGGUACCAUCCAAAAGGACCGGAUGCCAAGCUGCGAUCAGAAUAAAGCUUACCGAUGCUAAGAAGUAUUUGCUGUAUCAUUUUAUAGAGGCGCACAACCAUGAUUUUGUGCAUCAAGAAGAUUUACAUCUUCUCAAGGAAAACAGGGGUAUUAAUCGUGCUCACGAAGAGAUGAUAAACAAGAUGUCACAUCUCAACAUUGGUCCUGUUCGUGCAUUUAACAUUAUGAAGGAAGUGUAUGGUGGGUUCGACAAAGUCGGUGCGACCAAAGUCGAUUUUAAAAAUUUCAAGAAAGAAUUAAAUCUUUUUAUCGGAGAAUUUGAUGCGGAAGCGACUGAUGAGGAAAAAGGAGUUUUUACCGAACUUCUCUUGUAUAACAUGAUGUUUGUCCCUUUCACUGGGAUUGAUAAUCAUAGUAGGAACGUGACACUUGGUGCUGUAAUUCUUGGUUCUGAAACGGCAGAGACGUAUAGCUGGUUACUUAGGGCGAUCAAGAACGCAUAUGGGUACGCGCCUCCCGUAAUCGUUACUGACCAGGACGCUGCGAUGAAAAAGGCUAUAGCGGAUGUUUGGCCUGAGUCGAGGCAUCGUAUAGUCGGGGCUGCCCUAUGUUCAAAUACAGAUUUUAGGAAAAGAUUGUCUGCAGUUGUUUGGACUGAUUCUCUAUUGCCCGAAGUGUUUGAGGCUGAAUGGGCAGCUAUUAUUCAUGAUUUCGGUUUAACCGACCAUGAAUGGCUGACGUAUAUAUACGGGCUACGUGAAUCAACCAGCUUACUAUCGCGAAGAAGAAAUGUCUGGUCUUAUGCGGACAUCAUCUAG